Molecule: messenger RNA, 1938 nt
Organism: Alternaria novae-zelandiae
Lineage: Eukaryota; Fungi; Ascomycota; Dothideomycetes; Pleosporales; Pleosporaceae
Exons: 4
Coding region: 1-1938 (645 amino acids)
Biological process (GO): nucleotide catabolic process
Cellular component (GO): cytosol
Molecular function (GO): hydrolase activity
Source: RefSeq, a predicted model, not a curated record
AUGCAGCCGGACGCGCAGAAUGCGACCACAACACCGAAAGCGCCACUGGAAUGGGGUCAGAUUAACUUCCUGCAUACCACGGAUACCCAUGGAUGGCUGGAAGGUCACAUCAAGGAACAGAACUAUGGGGCCGAUUGGGGUGAUUACGCCAGCUUCACCAAGCACAUGAAGCAGAAGGCUCGGGAUCUAGGCGUCGAUCUGCUUCUGGUAGACACAGGGGAUUUGCACGACGGUGCUGGACUCAGCGAUGCGACGACUCCUAACGGCAACGUCUCGAACGCCAUUUUUGAAAAUAUUGAUUAUGAUUUGUUGACCAUUGGAAACCACGAGCUUUAUGUUACCGAGAUCGCCUACGAGACCUUCAACAACUUCUCCAAGGUUUAUGGCGACAAGUAUCUCACUAGCAAUGUGCAGAUCAAGAACCCCACCACUGGCCAAUUCGAGUACAUUGGAUCACGUUACCGCUACUUCACUACAGAGCAGGGGCUCCGCAUCAUGGCUUUUGGCGUCCUCUUCGACUUCACAGGCAACAGCAACGUCUCCAAGGUCAUCAAAGCAGCCGACAUGGUGAAGCAGCCGUGGUUCCAACAGGCUGUCAACUACACCGAGCCCAUCGAUUUGUUCGUAAUCACUGGCCACAACCCGGUGCGCACCAGCGUUUCUUCCAGUACAAUGGGCACUGUCUUCAAAGCCAUCCGCAGCAUGAAACCAAACGUACCCAUUCAAGCUUUUGGUGGACAUACCCACAUCCGAGACUUUGCCGUAUACGACGACAAAGCUACAGGAAUUGAGUCUGGUCGUUACUGCGAGACAUUGGGCUGGGUUGCCAUGUCUGGUAUCGAAUCAAAGACUUGCAAGGCGCAGCAUAACCCUAAAGGUGUUCCGAAUCCGACACGCAGCGCUGUAGUGCCGGCAAGCACUGGGACUGCAUCGGCUAGUGCACACCUGCCUACGUCUACUUCCAACUCCACCCUCCGCUACGCGCGAAGAUACCUUGAUUGGAACCGCAAUACGUUCGCUUAUCAUGCUAAGGGAAGUCAACGCUACACCGCGUUCGACACAUCUGCCGGUGUCAGCGUUACUAACGAGAUCACUUCCGAGCGAGCGGAGCUCAACUUGACUGAUUUGUAUGGAUGCGCCCCAGCGACAUACUGUCAGUACUGCAAGCCAUUCCUUGCUGAAGGCAACAUCUUCGGACUCCUCCAGACCGCGUUGGCCACCGUCGUCGUCAACGAGACGCGCAAAGACGUUCCCAGACUCAUCAUCAUCAACACCGGAUCAGUCCGCUUCGACCUCGCCAAAGGCCCCUUCACCUACGACGACUCCUUCAUCGUCUCUCCAUUCAAAGACGCCUUCCAGUUCAUCCCCAACGUACCCUACGAGCAAGCGUCUCAAGUCCUCGGCAUACUAAACGCCGGUCCCUUCCAGAAGAAGAAGCGCGAUCUUGAGACUUCCGACUUCGGCUUCAGCCCCAUCCUCGCAGACAGAGACACGUGCCUCGACCCGCCCAUCACACACCACUACGAAGGAGUCACCCGCCGCUCAAAGCAAGGCGGCCGUCUCAUCCGCCGUCAAUCCACCGCCCCUAACCCAGGUUACACGACCAAAGACGACUUCGGCACCGACGGCGACGACACCGUUCACUCAGCCAUUCCCAACUUCUCCCAGCCCAACGAUCUCCAGGCGAACGCGUCCUUCCCGCUCGAUGGAUCGAUGCCAAAGACUGUUGAUCUGGUGUUCUUGGACUUUAUCGCUAGCUACAUUGUCGACGCUUUAAAUCAGCCUGAUGUUGGGGGUGACUUUUCGCUCAGUCAGGUGGAGUAUUAUAUUGAUGAGAGCUUUACGACUAAUAGCUAUUUGCCGGCGUAUGCGAAGGUUGCGUGGCAGAGGGAUGUGCCGAAUUGUCCGGUGGGUGAGGGGAUUGGUGCUGCGUCGUGA